Molecule: messenger RNA, 1582 nt
Organism: Gastrolobium bilobum
Lineage: Eukaryota; Viridiplantae; Streptophyta; Magnoliopsida; Fabales; Fabaceae
Product: protein WVD2-like 2
Exons: 7
Coding region: 183-1322 (379 amino acids)
Biological process (GO): microtubule cytoskeleton organization
Molecular function (GO): microtubule binding
Source: RefSeq, a predicted model, not a curated record
GCACGUAGGUACAGAAAAUAAAAACCAAGCACAGAAACAGAGAGAGAGAGAGAGACAGAGACAGAGAGAGAGAGAGAGAGAGAGAGAGAGAGAGAGACAGAGGGGAAGAGAAGAAGGAAGGCUUGGACUCGAGAUCUUGUCAGAUCGAAGCGCAACUGCAACUGGAAGCGAGAUUGUGUGUCAUGGGGAGAGAAGUUACUGGCAUACAGGUUCUGGACCAGAAGCCAAAUGGUAAUGUAGGGGCUUCAAAUGGUAAUUUUAGUGAUAGAGUGCGUGUUUCUCCCAAAAUUGCAGCGAUGGUUCAAGCAAUGGAUCAUGAGAUAAAGGAAUCUAGUGAAGCUAAUUCUUUUGUCGAGAAACAUCAUUUGAAGAAAGAUGUUUUGAGUGCCAAACGCACGAACUUAAGUGCUGACUUGCCUGAAGAGAAGAAUGAGAAAUCUGAAGUACUGAAGAAGGAUGAAAAUAAAGAAUUAACCUCACCUGCUGCGAUAUCAGUUUCUGUGGAUAAAGAGCAUACAAGCCCCUCUGCUUCACAGCCAGUUGAUCAGGCUACUGAAAAGCAUGUCACCUACACACAUACUGUUGAUACUGAAGCUGUUACAACUGGUCUGAACUUGUCGCCAAUGGAUAACAAAAUGCACUCACCUAUUUCCUCAAAGAAUUCACAGCCAAACUCGCCUUUUUCAUCAAAGAAGCCCGUGCAACAUGAUGAUAAGGAGCACCAUGGGGAUGAAGAUAAUUGGUCUGUUGCUUCCUCUAGCGCCACAUCUGCACGCACUGCUAGAUCUAAGGUAACUGUAGGUUCAGCCCCUACAUUUAGAUGCGUGAAUCGUGCAGAGAAAAGGAGGGAGUAUUAUAUGAAGUUAGAGGAGAAAAAUCGAGCUCUUGAAGAAGAAAAAAUCCAGUAUGAGGCAAGGCGAAAGGAAGAGGAAGAAGCAGCCCUUAAGCAGUUGAGAAAGAACUUGGUCAUUAAAGCAAAACCAGUACCAAGCUUCUACUAUGAGGGUCCUCCCCCAAAGGCUGAACUCAAGAAGCUGCCACUGACUCGCCCCAAGUCACCAAAACUAUCUCGGAGAAGGAGCUGUGGUGAUGCUGUCAACUCAUCUCCAGAAGUUUGUGCUCGAGCACGGCUCAGUGUUGGGACUAGUCUUAAAAACGGAACCGGUAGCCCUGUCACUCAAAAAAAUAAGGACGUAGUCACUGGACGAAACAGCAAUGGCACUUGCAAAACCAAAGAACGACCAAAAUUGGAUAAGGAAACAAAAACAGCUUCUCCUCAAAUCACCGAGCAGACAAAUGCGGACGUAUCAGUCCAAUCUUGAGCUUCAGAAAGAUUUUACUGACCACCAGUUGAGAGGAAAAUAGCCUUCAUUUUCCUUGGUAACACCAGAUGGGGAUAUUUCAAUAGAUGGCCUUAUUUUCUUUUCAUCUGGACUCACAUUUUUUAAGUUUGUUUUUUAUCUUGAAGUGUAUAUGUUUUGUAAGUUAUAUCGGCACUCAUAAUCUUAUAUAUAAAUAGUUCUUUAAUGUAAGAUGUGUAUCUACGAAAUUUGAUAUUUCCUCAGAACGCUACGGGACUUGA